Messenger RNA from Pristis pectinata (smalltooth sawfish), 3091 nucleotides. Its product is annotated as arginyl-tRNA--protein transferase 1. NCBI's taxonomy places the organism in Eukaryota, Metazoa, Chordata, Chondrichthyes, Rhinopristiformes, Pristidae. Gene Ontology annotation, molecular function: arginyl-tRNA--protein transferase activity. The record is from RefSeq and is a predicted model, not a curated record. The transcript is spliced from 14 exons. Gene Ontology annotation, cellular component: cytoplasm. Gene Ontology annotation, biological process: protein arginylation. The coding region runs from base 292 to 1986 and encodes 564 amino acids.
AAAACUGUUGCUACGUGAAUAGGGAACUGGCAAUCUUACAAUUUCAUUAACAAAAACGUGUCUCCUCUUUCUAGUUCUUCACAUGAUUAGAUGAAGAUUGUUUUUUAAACAAGCAGUGUUUUUAUAAGCGUGCUAAAGAAUCACUUGUUUUCCAAACAUACACUAUUGCUGCUAGUAGACAUGUGACGUGGUUAUAUCCGUUGUUUCCUCACAAAGCCUUCAAUUCGUAGGAAAGGCAAAUGUAAAAGAAAAUGCUUUUAGACUUGAACAACUUCAAUCCAGCAACACGGGAUGUAUUCAAUCGUGGAAUAUAAAGGUUUGAAGUCCGAUUAUCAUUGUGGAUACUGCGGCCAGGACGACGGAAAGGCAUCCAUGGGUAUGUGGGCUCAUACUAUGACUGUUCAAGAUUAUCAAGAUCUAAUUGACCGAGGUUGGAGGAGGAGUGGUAUGUACGUUUAUAAGCCUGUAAUGAAUCGAACAUGUUGCCCUCAGUAUGCAAUAAGAUGCCAUAUUUUGGACUUCAAACUUGCAAAAUCCUCAAAGAAAGUAUUAAAAAAAAUGACACGGUUCCUUUUCAAAGGAGAAGGAGCAAAAGGAGAUGGUAUUGAACCUAUGGAUUCCUACAAUGAAGAUAUUGGAAUUGGUCAUCAACCUGCAACAUGUACCUCAGAAGUUAAUAUAGAUCUGGAGAAACCUUUGAAGAUUGUGAGCCUUGAAGAAAUACCUAAGUCAGCUGAAGUACUUGAGAAUCCUCAAACAGACAGUGCUGAUGAUAACAGGGACCCAGGCCAAAAACAUUCAUCUGCAGAGGCAAAUGACUCUACUGAGUCAUGUAAAAGUGUUCCUAAACCAGGCAGAGGAGCUGAUCCAAAUAAACCACCAUGCCGCAAAGCGAAAGAUGUUCGGAGAGAGAGAAAAUUAAAAAAGCUGCUUCAGAAACAGCAACAGAUAGAAAUGGCUGAUGUCUCCCAACACCAAGAAACCUCUUGUGACAGCCCUAAUACUCUCCUCUUGCAACAUCGUGCCCCACAAGCAAAUCAGCCAAAAUCAUUGGAAGAAUUUAUUUCUGAAUCUUUAUCUCCAGAUGCAGUGCAUCAAUUAGAGUCAUCACAAUCUGGAGAAAAUGCAGAUUUGCUGUUGAUGCUUGGUAAUGGCACAAAAAUCUUGAAGAUAAAACUCAUUCAUUUAAAGAAUUUGUAUGGAAGAGAUGGCAGCAAUUUUACUUUCCCAACUGCAUUUGCGGUGAGGCUAGUGAGGUCAUCUCCACCAAACUCCCAGUUCACAGCAACUUUUCAGGAGUCUUACCAGGUCUAUAAACGGUACCAGAUGGCCAUCCACAAGGACCCCCCUGAUAAACCAACUGAACAGCAGUAUACGCGAUUCCUUUGUCAGUCUCCACUCCAGGCAGAGAAUCCACCUGAUGGUCCUGAUUCAGGUUAUGGAUCAUUUCACCAACAGUACUGGUUGGAUGGGAAGAUUAUCGCAGUGGGAGUAAUUGAUAUUCUUCCUCGUUGUGUCUCCUCUGUGUACCUUUAUUAUGAUCCAGAUUAUGCAUUCUUAUCAUUGGGUGUUUAUUCUGCAGUCAGGGAAAUUGCUUUUACUACUGAGCUACAGAAGACAGUCCCCGAUCUGUGUUAUUACUACAUGGGCUUCUACAUCCAUUCGUGUCCUAAAAUGAAGUACAAGGGUCAGUACCAUCCAUCCUACUUGUUGUGCCCAGAGACGUAUAUCUGGGUACCCAUUGAGAAGUGCAAGACAAAAUUAGACCAGUCUAAAUAUAGCCGGCUCAAUGAAGAUCCAAGUGCUGAAGAUGAAAACAGUCUCCAAAACCUGAAUAAAGUUCUGAUACUGUACAGGAAUACAGUCAUGCCUUAUAACAUCUAUCGGAAACGGCAGAAGAGAGUUAAUGAUGAAGCUGCAGUACAACAAUAUGCAAGUCUGGUUGGGCAGACCUGUGCAGAACGUAUGGUGCUUUAUCGAAACUAAAUACAAUAUUUUUAAUGUUAAAGUUGUACAAUUAAUAUAACAUGGUAUACUGAGAUAAUGCUGUGUAAUAUAAGAAUACAUAGUGUGUUAAAUAUGGUUUGCACAUAUAAGUAUCUUACACAAAAUUUAUAAUGGUAUAUCAUCCUCAAAUUUUUCUAGACUAUAUUAGAUCAUUUCAAUUUUCUUUGGGCAGAAUGUUAUCAUAAACAUUUUACAACAAUGUGAUGUUUAAUUUAGGAUUCUUUCAUUUUGGCUUUCUAUUCCUCUACUUUUCCUUUUGUGCUCUUCUAUUUUUCUGAAUUUAUCCUAAUUCCUUCCACACUUUUUCCCCCUCACUUCACUCUUUAUUUAUUUGACUUGCCUUGUAAAUUCUUCUUUUCCAUUCUUAUUUUGUCACGUCUGUGAAUGAGCAGCUGAACAAUGGCCUUAAUAACUGCUCAUGAUGCCACUUGUUAUCCACUGGAUAUUAAGUUUAUUCCAUGCAAGCACAUUUUCUUUGUUUAGAUUGCAAUCUUUAUAGUAAUGAUUAGGAAUAUUGCAGUUUUGAACAGGAUAGGAAAUUUCAUCAUAAUUGAAGGUCCUGUAGCUAUUGUGGUAUGCUAGAAAGUUGCUGCAGCCAACUUUGUGGUUAAAUGUUUGAUUUUUUUAAAAUAUUCUGUAGAUUGGAAGCUGUACAUAAAUCCAUGGCCUCUCUGGCAGGUCAAAAAAAAACAUGAAAUAACAGAUUUGCUUUUAUCAUCUGAGCUCAAAUAGAAAAGUGAUGUAUACAAGAUUACAUAUUGUGGCAAGAGGGAGUGACCUUUGCAAAGGAUGUAUUUAAUUUCUUUUGCUGCGAAGUGUUUUGAAGAAGUUAAAAUUUAGUGGGAAAGGUUUCCUAUAUCACUUGAGUAAUGGUGUUGAAAACUGAUCAAUUAGAAAGGAGAAUACAGACCCAUCUACAGAACAAUCAAUGGGAAAAUAAACUGGGUCAAUGGUUACAAUAUGCAUAGUUAAUACAGUUUGCACAUACUUGCAAAAUUUGCAAUGGUUUAUCAUACAUAGUUAUUAUUAUAGAUGUAUUGUAUUCACCUGGCAAUUCAAAAUAAAUGCAAAUGCUUCUCUGGGA